AAUAUUAUGCAAAUCAAUUGGCGUCGGUGCUCUCUAUAUAAACAAAAAUUCAACAUGCGAAUGAAUUUGACGUUGGAGCUAGUCAUUCAUUAAAAUAUGUAUAUGCAUCUAUAUUGUUUAACGACGUUUUAAAUAUACAAGCUAUUGUUUUUGAGAUAGAGUCAAACCUUAGACGGCAAGCAUCCUUUGCAAAACAAGUUUUCAGAAAUAUCUAGUUUAGGUUAAAACGUGACCGAAGCAUGUAGCUGUACAUUAAUCAGCCAAUGACAGUCUUGUUUCAGUAUCACCUGCGUCAGAAUCGAAACAAUUCCUGUCAAAUAAGUCUUUAAAAUAGAUUAUCUUUCGCGCCACGAACGGAAAGUGACAGGUAAAAAUCCAUGUGAAGAAUUGACGACAGUGGAGAGUUCCUUAAUUUGUUAAAGUUUCUCAGUAUGGUCGAAAACGAGAAACCUUGGCCCGAACCUGCUCCAGAUUGGCCUUCAGCGAGAAAAACUUGGAAGUUGGCCUGGCCUUUCCACAUUUAUCUUUUUACAGCCCUAAACGUUUUGGUGGUGAUUCGCGGCACGUACGACUUAGUCAAACGAGGAAAAACGCAUUCAAGGAGGAAGGAUCAUCGCUUCUUGAUGAAUUUACUUCUUAUAUUGUUCGGCUUCAGUCGCACAAUGUACCUGCUUUGGAAUCCGUACGAAUCGGAUCCCGAUGUUGCCAAAACAGUUCUGGUAAUCUGCAUCGUCACGUUUGGUAUCGGAACUGCAUGUAUUGUAUCAGCAUUUAGUUUUGUGCUGUUGAUCGUUCUAGAAAGCACACGCAUUUCGCUCGCUCCCAGCAAGUUUCAAAACAGAGGAUUUCUUCUUGGACUUUCCAUCGUCAACAUUCUGUACGUGAUCGUGUCUGAUUUAAUCGUUGCCAAUUUUCACGAAGCUAAAGCUAUGAUCAUAGUUUGUCAAGUCAUGUUCGCUGCCUGGGGAUUUCUGAUUGCGAUAGGGUUUAUUACAGCUGCUGCACGACUUUGGCGCAACUUGAAAGCUUCGCGUCAAACCUCUCAGUACGACCCUGUUCUGGCUGCCGAGAGUAAGAAGGUCAGAAGAUUGGUCAGUUUGCUUUAUUCAUCGUCGUUUUGCGGAGUGUUAAUGUUCUCAACCAUUGUUUAUUCAGCCUUUGGCGCAACAGGAGUGAAUAACGAGUCUGGUUUAGUGAGGAGUUGGCCUUGGAUUGCAGUGAAGACAUUAAUGAGAACAUUAGAGGUACUGAUGUGCUUGCUGAUAUACCUAGUCGCUUUGAAAACGAGAACUUCUAAGCCCACGAAAAAUAAUCAGAUCAGCAAUGACUCGACGCUAGAGAGGGUCAACUGCUCGACGCAAACAUUUUGACUGAAGCACCCGAGACCGUGAGUUCGAACAGCUUCUUUCUCAAAGUUAACACUUUGACCACUUCACACGGGACAUGACAUUCAUUCAUACAGGGAGGAAAUGAUUUAAUAGCACUGCGUUUGGAAAGAAAUAACCUUAGGUUAUUCACCCAUUUAAUUCUUUAUGACCACAAUUAUAUAGUCGUAUAUUCAUGUUUUUCGCUGCUAAUGUUUUUAUUCCAGGCUUGAUUUACAAAUUACGCCGGGACUGGUCUAAUCACAAAGCUUAAUUUUCAAUUGGUGUCGUUUUUUUUUUUACUUCGACACAAUUUGCCACAUCAAUUAGCGAAAUAUGUGUAAAGAGCAACUUUUCUUAACCGAAGGCCGCUCUUUUGUCUAUCCACUUUCAGCUAUUAUUUUCUAUUUACCGAUUCAUAUGAAAGGCACUGAAAAGCGUUCAAUUUAACCAUAUACUUGAACAUAUCUUGCUUUGAUUUCUCCGCCUACUUAGAAAGAUAAAGGGAACGUGAACAUUAAAUAUCACUGAAUUGUAAUGGAUCAAAUUGUAAAAUUUAACACCUGCGGAUUAAGUGUAUUUUGGUGUGAGAUGAAAUGUUUAAUAGAGAUAAUAAAUAAAAGGGUUGUUAAAGCGGUUUCUUUAAGAAUAGUCGAAUACUGCCACCGUAAUGCCGCAAUGGAAUUAUCAAAGGAGAACAGCUGAUUUCUGUAAUUUCUUUUCAGUCGGCGGGUAUUUGAUUUCGUUCCCGGUUGGAGUUGGAGAAAGGCAUUGGCAUUGCGUCUUGCCAGAGAGUAUGAGACAAUAAAUCUAUCUGUCUUAAAA
Messenger RNA from Pocillopora damicornis (cauliflower coral), 2189 nucleotides. RefSeq lists its product as uncharacterized. The record is from RefSeq and is a predicted model, not a curated record. Lineage: Eukaryota; Metazoa; Cnidaria; Anthozoa; Scleractinia; Pocilloporidae.